Hordeum vulgare subsp. vulgare (domesticated barley) is the source of this 2190-nucleotide messenger RNA. Its product is annotated as aspartyl protease family protein At5g10770-like. Bases 1 to 2190 code for a protein of 729 amino acids. The record is from RefSeq and is a predicted model, not a curated record. Gene Ontology annotation, molecular function: aspartic-type endopeptidase activity. The transcript is spliced from 3 exons. Lineage: Eukaryota; Viridiplantae; Streptophyta; Magnoliopsida; Poales; Poaceae. Gene Ontology annotation, biological process: proteolysis.
AUGCGGGCCCUCUUCAGUAACAUGCGCGGUUUCGGCCAGGAUGGCCGGCGCCAUCAACUCAUCGAGUACAUUCGCGAUGAGCGUAUUGAUAUUGUUGUCGUCCAGGAGACAAUGUGGAUGGACUUCUCCCUGCAAGAGUUGGAGCAACUGAGUGCGCACCUCUUUGGUUGGCACUGGCUCCCUUCUAGUGGGACCUCUGGCCACUCCGGUGGCAUCCUUCUAGGUGUGAAGGAUGCCACCUUUGAUAUAGGUAGCAUGGACCGGAGUGAGUCCUAUGUUACUAUGGAGAUCUAUGAAUAUGCCAUCAACUUCAAGUGGGAGAUUGUGGUCGUCUAUGGCCCGGUUGACCAUCGCCGCCCCGCGGCCUUCCGUGAGGAGCUUCACAGUAAGAUCUCCUCUGCCACUCUCUCAGUGGUGGCGGGCGAUGACUUCAACCUCAUCCGCUGUGUUGAGGACAAGAGUAAUUGUCGGGUGAACUUCCCACGCAUGCAGCUCUUCCAUGACCGCAUCUUAGACCUCGUCCUGCGGGAACUCGAUCGGCGAGUCUCCGACUCGAAGAACGCGGUGCUAACGGAUCCAUUCUCUCAAGACGAGGUCUGGGCGGCCAUCAAGGGUAUGAACCCCGCUUUCGCUCCUGGACCGGAUGGCCUCCUGGUGAAGUUCUUCCAGGCCUUCUGGGAUGUGAUCAAGCUGGAGGUGAUGGCUCUGUUCGAUGAAUUCUACGUGGGUUCCGUUGACCUCUCUUGUCUCAAGGCAGGAAUCCGGGAUAACUUAUGUGGAUAUUACGACAGGACAGCCAUGGUCUCCCCUGUGAUCUGGUGCGCCCUGUUAUGCAGCUUGUACUCGGUCGCACUUGGAGGCAACGAGCACAACUUCGUAGUGGUGCCAGCCAGCUCCUUCGAGGCCGAAGCAGUAUGCUCCACCUCAGUCAGUUUUGAGCUGCCGAACCGAGCGUCCGUGCCCCUGGCGCACCGGCACGGCCCGUGCGCGCCCUCGGGUGCCAGCGGCAAGCCGUCUCUUGCCGAGAGGCUCCGCAGAGACCGCGCACGCGCCGACUACAUCACAGGCAAGGCCUCAGCGCGCAGGAAAACGUUGUCAGAAGGAGACGCCAGCGUCCCGACGUUCCUCGGCGAUUCGGUCGACUCACUGGAGUACGUGGUCACCCUGGGCAUCGGCACGCCACCCGUGCAGCAGACUGUGCUCAUCGACACCGGCAGCGACCUGUCGUGGGUGCAGUGCGCGCCCUGCAACUCCACGCAGUGCUACCCGCAGAAGGACCCCCUGUUCGACCCCAGCAAGUCGUCCACGUUCGCGCCCAUCGCCUGCGCCACCGACGCGUGCAAGGCGCUCUCAGCCGACGACUACGACAACGGCUGCACCAACGGCACGGACGGCUCCUCCCUGUGCGGGUACGCCAUCGAGUACGGCAACCACGCGGUCACCACGGGGGUGUACAGCACAGAGACGCUCACGCUCAAUGCCGGCGUCUCCGUCGGCAACUUCAGCUUCGGCUGCGGCAGCAACCAGCACGGGCCCUACGACAAGUUCGACGGCCUCCUCGGCCUCGGCGGCGCGCCGGAGUCGCUCGUGUCACAGACGUCGUCCGUCUACGGCGGCGCCUUCUCCUACUGCCUUCCGCCGGCCAGCGGCAGCGCCGGGUUCCUCACGCUCGGCGCGCCGGCCAACAACACGGCCGGCUUCCUGUUCACGCCGAUGAGCCGCCUAGCCCCGGAGCUCGCGACGUUCUACGUCGUCACGCUCACCGGCAUAAGCGUCGGCGGGAACGCGCUGGACAUCCCGCCGGCGGUGUUCUCCAAUGGCAUGAUCAUCGACUCCGGCACGGUCAUCACGGGGCUCCCGAAGACGGCCUACGAGGCGCUGAGGUCGGCGUUCCAGAGCGCCAUGUCCCAGUACCCGCUCCUGCCGCCGUCGGAGAACAGCCUCGACACGUGCUACAACUUCACCGGCCACAGCAGCAUCACCGUGCCCAAGGUGGCCCUCACGUUCAGCGGCGGCACCACCAUCGACCUCAGCGUGCCGUCGGGGGUUCUGGUGGAAGGAUGCCUCGCCUUCGUCGGAGCAAGGUCCGACGACAGCACCGGGAUCAUCGGCAACGUGAACCAGCGCACGUUCGAGGUCUUGUACGAUUCUGGCCGCGGGAACGUCGGGUUCAGGGCUGGUGCAUGUUGA